Molecule: messenger RNA, 1694 nt
Organism: Tinamus guttatus (white-throated tinamou)
Lineage: Eukaryota; Metazoa; Chordata; Aves; Tinamiformes; Tinamidae
Source: RefSeq, a predicted model, not a curated record
ACCCCGCUCCCCAGCCGGCAGCGAGUCCUGAGGCGCCGGGAGGAUGGGCAAGCAGAACAGCAAGCUGCGCCCCGAGGUACUGCAGGACCUGCGCGAGAACACGGAGUUCACAGACCACGAGCUGCAGGAGUGGUACAAGGGCUUCCUCAAAGAUUGCCCCACGGGGCAUUUGACUGUGGAAGAGUUCAAAAAAAUCUACGCCAACUUCUUCCCCUAUGGCGACGCCUCCAAGUUCGCAGAGCACGUGUUCCGCACAUUCGACACCAACGGCGACGGCACCAUCGACUUCAGGGAAUUUAUCAUCGCCCUGAGCGUCACCUCGCGGGGCAAGCUGGAGCAGAAGCUCAAGUGGGCCUUCAGCAUGUACGACCUGGACGGCAACGGCUACAUCAGCCGCGGUGAAAUGCUGGAGAUAGUGCAGGCAAUCUACAAAAUGGUUUCAUCAGUGAUGAAAAUGCCAGAAGAUGAAUCCACUCCAGAGAAGCGAACAGACAAGAUCUUCAGACAGAUGGACACAAACAAUGACGGUAAGCUGUCCCUGGAAGAGUUUAUUAAAGGUGCCAAGAGUGAUCCCUCCAUCGUGCGAUUGUUACAAUGUGACCCGAGCAGCGCGAGUCAAUUCUGAUUAAACUGGACAGUUUGCAAAGAGAAAACCGGCUUGUCGUUCAAGCUUUGCUCGCAAAUGGAUGCCUUCUCAAUCAUUCCUCAACAGUUAGUGGAUAAGACCCCUUUGCCAGGUUGUGUGUGUCUGAGUGAAACGGCCCUCGCUCCUCUCACUAACACCAGUGCAGCUCUCCUUUGGCAGCUCCAUUUCUGCUUCCCCGUAAUGUUAUGAUUCACUCUGCACAUGUUACGUUAAAUGAAAGGUAUGUUUACAUGCAGAUACAAAGAGUUCAAACUGCUGGUGAGAUACCACUUCUUUGCUUAGUCUGUGAGAAAGGUAAUGUUCUGGUAGUCCUGAGGAGAUGCUAGGUAGGACUUUCAUCCAACAUAGCAGAUGGUAGAUAGAUAAUUUAUUUUGCUUCAGAAAUGACUAUGUAAAAAAAUGUGGACUCCUUGGAGUAGAAAGUUCAAAAAAAAGAAAAAAAAAAGCAGCUUUCCUGGGCAUGGUUCCAAUUUUCUUUUUGAGGAAAAUUGCUUGCACUUAUCUAAUGGUCUUUACUUUCUUUUAAUAUAUAUAUAAAUUAUAUAUAUAUGGUGAAGUAAAAUUUUAAAUAUUUAGGUCAUCUAUUUAAGGCAUAAAAUAGAAUCCAAGCUUCGUUUCUUCUAGUUGUCUGUGAUUUAUUCAAAUCUUGCAGAUUGUUUUUUGUGAUAUUUAUGCAUUAGCAAAUUGCUGUUCAAAAAGAAAUGCAUGACUAGCAGUUUGUGGAUAUUUCACUCUGUUUAAUUACUGAAUGCAAAUAUUUGUUCAUUUUUACUGUUGAUCGUUUCAGCGUUACUGUAUUAACAAAAGACCUGAAAGAAGUAAUCUUAAUUUUGUAUUUCUCAGUGGAGUCCUACUUUCUGGUGGUUGCUGCAUUAAAUGGCUUUUGAGUGAAAUGAGGUGACGUGACUCGCACUGCUGUCCUCAACUUUGCUACACCUCCUACCUUUUGCUGUCAAUAUGUUAAUAGUCUUGUGCAUUCCAGUGUUAUUUAAUAUCUGCCUAAUGCCAAGAAAUAAUAAUUGAAAUAAAAGACUACUUUUCUUGUCAA